AUGGACAACCAUCCGCCUCAGCCCCCCGUGGCAAGCUCUGCUUCGCAGGAAUGGCCACCGGACUUAACUGAACAUGAUCCACAGCAUGGACAGUCAGAGGAUAUCCCGCAUUCAUCACAUAACCAAUCCGCAGUAGAUCUAGAUGAUACAGACUUUAAUCUGGAUUCUUUCCUUGCAGCAGAUCUAGAUGCGAUGUAUGCAGCUCAAGCUGCCGCUACUGCUGGUGGUCAGACUCAAGAACACUUACAAUCUCACUCAGUUCCUCUGCAUCAUCAUGUCAGUCACUCUAAUCAUACGGUCAAUUUAGAACAGCAAAGACCUCACUCACAUUCAAUAGUCUCUUCUUCGUACUAUGUACCCCAGGUACCUAGUCAGCCAUUAUCACUAGCAGAAUUACACACUUCAGUGACUCCUCCUUUACGUCCUUCAUGCAGGUACCAGGUACAUUAUGAUAGACCUCAUAUUGAACAGCACCAACAUUACCGGUUUAUAUCUGAACCACCACUCCAACAGUAUCCACAGCAUCCAUUAAAUGUUCAUCAUCAUCCUGCUAACAAUUAUUGUCGACUGCAUUCAAAUAAUCAGCCACAGCCCUUACACAUAUUCCACCAACAUCCUGCAGUACUCCAGCAACAAUUACUGCAGCAACCAGUACUCCAGCAACAGUUACUGCAGCAACCAGUACCCCAACAACAGUUACCACAGCAACCAGUACCCCAGCAACAGUUACCACAGCAACCAAUACCCCAGCGACAGCCUUCAUCUUUCGAUCAAAUAUUGCUCUAUCAUCAGGCUCCACCCAUUUAUUCGCAUUCAUUACCCCAGCGACAGUUACCACAGCAACCAGUACCCCAGCGACAGCCUUCAUCUUUCGAUCAAGUAUUGCUCUAUCAUCAGGCUCCACCCGUUUAUUCGCAUUUAUUACCCCAGCAACAAUUGCCACAGCAACCAGUAGUUCGUCAUCUAUUGCCCCAGUAUCAUCAAUCUUUAGUACCACAGACUGAGUUUAGUCAACCAGUCAUUGCAAAACCAAUUCAUAUUGUAUUUCCUCCAAUAAUCCAUCAGUUGCAGAAGAAGGAUAACACAGGGAAUAAGCAGGUUUUGAUACCAGUUUCUCUACCACAUGCUAAUAACGAUAAUAGCAGCAAAGGCUCACCUGAUGUCCCUACUACUCCUGUUUCCUCUCUCCCUCCUUCCCCUCUCUCCUCUCUCCCUUCCACUCCUUACGUACCAGAGCCUAUCCUAUCACAGCCUCCUCCUCCUCCUACUGCUCCAACUCCUGUUCCAGGCCCUAAUCCUGAUUCUUCAGACUCACCGAUUCGAGCUUCAUGUCGUAAUGUGGACACAGAAGGGAUAAGAAUACUGAAUUUAUUUGCUGAUAAGUUUAAGGAGAGUCGUAUUAGAUAUGAAUACUCAAAACAGUAUGUCGCUCAACAAAUAAGUAUUCAGUAUAAUUUUGAAAUGACAGAGCAGCGACUGCAGCUGUUUGAGAACAAGGUUCUCUCGUUUGAAGAGAUGUUAGCUAUGAAGAUUCACUUGGAGAAAUGGUUACUGGACGCUCUUAGGAAUCAAGGAAUAAACGAGACCGAGAUUAAACAACUCAGUCGGUGGCUGACCAGUUUCAAUCAAAAAAGGAAGGGUAGGACAGCUAUAUCAGUGCAGACCAAGAAGCAGCUUUUGAAAGAGUUUGAAAACGACCCCAAGCCGUCUCCAAAAGAUUUAAAAGCCAUAUCAGAGAAGCUUGGGAUUGGAUUUGAAGUUGUUCGGGUUUGGUUCUGUAAUAAGAGAGCAAAGAGGAAAGCUGGUAAAGAUAAUGAUGGACCUGAAGAUGAUGAAGAGAUAGAGGAAGAAUCUGAUUCUGAUGAGGAAAGUAAUAGUGAUGCACAAUCAUCUCAAUAA
This is a messenger RNA of Amphimedon queenslandica, 1899 nucleotides long. RefSeq names its product extensin-like. Bases 1 to 1899 code for a protein of 632 amino acids. Lineage: Eukaryota; Metazoa; Porifera; Demospongiae; Haplosclerida; Niphatidae. Gene Ontology annotation, biological process: regulation of transcription by RNA polymerase II. The transcript has a single exon. The record is from RefSeq and is a predicted model, not a curated record. Gene Ontology annotation, molecular function: DNA-binding transcription factor activity, RNA polymerase II-specific; RNA polymerase II cis-regulatory region sequence-specific DNA binding.